Molecule: messenger RNA, 1206 nt
Organism: Trichoplusia ni (cabbage looper)
Lineage: Eukaryota; Metazoa; Arthropoda; Insecta; Lepidoptera; Noctuidae
Product: pyroglutamyl-peptidase 1-like
Exons: 3
Coding region: 331-984 (217 amino acids)
Biological process (GO): proteolysis
Cellular component (GO): cytosol
Molecular function (GO): pyroglutamyl-peptidase activity
Source: RefSeq, a predicted model, not a curated record
CGGUCUAACCGCACUCACUCUUGUGAGCUCAAUCAUUCCAUUUUCACAGACGCCGGCUAAAGAUUAUAUGUGAUAUAUUGAAGCUGUCAAAUACGGCACGUGGUUCCUUUGUUUAAAUCGACAGAACUCCUACAAUCACAACUCUCCUCCUGCAGCACCGGGUUAUACGAUAAACGCAAGUGAACGUCGUGGAUUUGUAUUAUUUUUGUGUAUCAGUAAAUCAAUCUAUAAUACGGAGCGUCGCCAGUGAUAACGUUCAUUCAGUAUUCCGGCAUCGGCGAACACGCACGUUUCUCAGUUCACGGCGCAGUCAUUACGGACGCAUCCGAAAUGGAAGACGGUGUUACAUUUGAUAUGAUUACCAGAAAAGUUUUAAUGACGGGAUUCGCUCCUUUCGGCAUGAUAGACAGGAACCCAAGCUGGGACGGGGUUGAUGCCAUCAGGAAGGAAGAAGUGGAAAUGAAACACAACAUAGAAUUAUUCAAGGAGCAAAUAGAAGUGCGCUACACGCACGUCGAUGAAUCGGUGCCAAGACUGUGGAGGGAAUUGCAACCUGAUUUGACUAUUCAUGUUGGGGUAUCAGACCAGACGGAUUGCUUCCUACUGGAAACGAAAGCAAAUAGAAAAGGUUAUGAGAUAGAUGACGUGGACGGCAUCCUUCCAGAUGAAUACCAGUGCACUGCUAAUGGGCCGGACGAGCUCAAGACCAGGCUGGACGUGCAUGUCCUGAGCAAGGAGUUCAAUAUGGAACCUCCUUUGGAAGGCCUUGAAACCAGGACAUCGGAGAGUGCUGGCAAUUUCCUCUGCGAAUAUUUAUACUACAAGUCGUUGCAUCGGGACGCGUCGAAGACCUUAUUCAUCCACGUUCCGCUGGACCAGUACACCACUGAUGAGAUAGCUGCAGGCCUGGAACGCAUCCUCGAGAUCUGUCUCCGGCAGGUGCAGAGCAGGGACCUGUACAAUUUUAGAUCUUACCAGAAUUAAUAUAAGCCGCCCAGUAUUAUAUGAAACGCCAUGUAGCGCUUGUGAUAAUAAUGACAAGGAUUAUAAUUACCUUGUUUAUCUCGGUGUACUCGCAGUUAUAAAUUGCACGCUUAUUUAGAACUUCACUCUGAUGCUUCGAAUAACCUUCUUUGUUUAAGUUUAAUGCGUAUGGUCCAACCAAGGACAAACUUGUUGUCUAACGGACGACGGACAGGAGUGGCC